This is a messenger RNA of Girardinichthys multiradiatus, 4737 nucleotides long. RefSeq names its product cell division cycle 14B (gene cdc14b). Lineage: Eukaryota; Metazoa; Chordata; Actinopteri; Cyprinodontiformes; Goodeidae. Gene Ontology annotation, biological process: positive regulation of cytokinesis; protein dephosphorylation; microtubule cytoskeleton organization. Gene Ontology annotation, cellular component: mitotic spindle; spindle pole; nucleolus. The coding region runs from base 211 to 1581 and encodes 456 amino acids. The record is from RefSeq and is a predicted model, not a curated record. The transcript has 12 exons. Gene Ontology annotation, molecular function: protein tyrosine/serine/threonine phosphatase activity; protein serine/threonine phosphatase activity.
CGUCACCACCACCACCACCACAGAGAGACUGGAGCAGCAAACUCAACCUCGGUUUGACACAGAGCACAACACAAACACGCACAGAAAGGGCGCGACAGGAGCGCAGGAGCCAAGCCAUGUUACAUUAACAGCAACGGGAGGCGGAGGGGGGAUCUGCGGCAGACUCGUCGCUCGGGGAAUGUCCUUCAUGCUGCAGCUCCUGAGGAGAGAAUGAAGCGCAAAAGCGAGAAGAGGCGAACCGAGUCGAGGAAAAAACGCCGUGCAUCCCACAGCAGCUCAGAGGCGGAGCCAAACUCUGAUAUUUACAUUGAGAUAACAGAUCAGCUGUAUUUUGCAAUACUUCAGCAAAAGAUCAAGACCACAGCUGACCGUCACUGUUUCUGCAUAGAUGAAGAGCUGGCAUAUGAGAACUUCUAUGCGGACUUUGGUCCCCUUAACCUGGCCAUGUUUUAUCGCUUCUGUUGCAAGCUGACAAAGAAGCUCAAGUCAAUUACACUCACAAGGAAGAAGAUCAUUUUUUAUACCUGUGGGGAUCAGAAAAAACAAGCCAACGCUGCCUACCUAAUAGGCUCAUAUGGAGUAAUGCACCUGAAUAUGACACCAGAGGAAGCCCACAGUCUACUGGUAUCAAGAAAUUCAACUUAUAUUCCAUUCAGGGACGCGUCCUUUGGAACCUGCAUGUACAACCUGGACAUUCUGGAUUGCCUGCGUGGUGUUCACAAAGCUCUGCAGUACGGCUGGCUUGACUUCUCAAACUUUGAUGUGGAAGAGUACGAGCACUACGAAAGGGCGGAGAACGGAGACUUUAACUGGAUCAUUCCUGGGAAGUUCCUCGCGUUCAGUGGGCCUCACCCAAAGAGCAAGAUAGAAAAUGGGUACCCUUUACAUGCUCCUGAGGCCUACAUCCCAUACUUCAGAAAACACAACAUCACUACAAUUGUCAGGCUUAACAAAAAGAUGUACGAUGCCAGACGUUUCACAGACUCUGGCUUUGAGCAUCACGACCUGUUCUUUGUGGACGGGAGCACGCCCAAUGACAUCAUCGUUAGAAAGUUCCUCAACAUCUGUGAGAACGCAGAGGGAGCUAUUGCGGUCCACUGCAAGGCUGGCCUGGGAAGAACCGGUACGCUAAUCGCCUGUUAUAUGAUGAAGCAUUACAGCCUGACUGCAGCAGAGGCCAUAGCAUGGAUACGGAUCUGCCGGCCAGGAUCCAUCAUUGGACCACAGCAGACCUUUGUAGAAGAGAAGCAGAACGGCCUCUGGGCACAGGGAGAUGUUUUCCGGGAGAAGAAACUGAAUGAGCGGGAGAACGGGAAGAUGGCUGUUACCAGGAUCCUGUCUGGAGUUGAUGACAUUACGAUCAAUGGCAGCAACAAGAACAGGCCAUCCAAGAAGGAAGAAAUAGAUCUGUACGAUGACAAAGACGAGAGAAACGGCCUAACGCAGGGGGAUAAACUACGAGCCCUGAAGAGCAAGAGGCAGGCCAGGUCGUCUUCAGGUUCUCUAUCGCAGGUGGUAGUGUUCUGCUGCAGCCUCAUGGGCACGGCGUGGCCAAUGUGUUGCCUGCCGUUCAAAAGGUAGCAGAGAGAGGCAGAGAGGGACAGUGGGGCAGAGAGAAAGGAUGUGAGGUUUUGUAUGAAGGAGGUAAGUGCACGUCACUUCCUUUUCAGCUUACAUCCUCUUCCUGUAGAGGCGGUUGCUAUGCCAAUAAGUGGUAUGGCUGAUCUUGUUUUUUUCUCUUUUCUUUCUUUGAAUUAUUAUGGUGUGAAGUGGAUAUGCACUUAGUGAAUGCGUUACAUUUACAUGGCUUUCAUCGUCUGCUUUGUGGACACACUGAGCUGUUCUGCUUUGAUAUUAAAGGCAUGCAAUCACUUGCAAAAGUUCUCAAACCCCUCAGCUGUUUAUCUGCAUUUUGUCACUUUACAGCCACUAACCUCAAUGUAUUUUAAUGAGAUAUCAUUUGAUAGUCGACAGUCCACUUGUGUGUAAUUUAAUAUCAGUCUAAAUCCAACUGUUCUUUGAACGCCUCAGACAUUUCUUCGAGAAUAUAAGUGAAACAACAGCAAAGACGUCCCUUCUGCAGUUUGUCAAAAGCUAUGUUGGGGACACAGAAACAGGAGGAAUCUGUUCUUUGUGGAGGACUGAGAACAAAGCCGUCAGUGAAAGAGUCAUAAAAAGGGCUUUUUGCCAUGUAACAAAACAUGUUGCAAAACUAACACAUCACCCUGAAAAAAAAACAUCCCAACAGUAAAACACGGUGGUGGAAAAAUCUUGCUGUGGGGAUGCUUUUCCUCAGCUGUGACAGAGCAGCUUGUCAGAGUUUUGGGACGAUAGAUGGCGCUAAAUCAAUCCUGGAAAAAACAUUUAUGCACUAUGUGUUGGUCUAUCACAUAAAAUGCACUAAAGUUUGUGGUUGUAACGUGACAAAGAGUGAAACAUCUGAAGUGGUACAAAAACCUUUGCAAGUUACUGCAUCCUAGGUAUCUUCUGUUAAUUAAGACCUUAAUUAAGGCUCACUGUUUGUUUUAAUAGCAGCACCAGUUGUUCAACUGACCUCAGAUUUACAUGGGAUCUGGGUUAGUUGAAUUCAAGGUUUUUUUUUUUGGCUUGCACUACUGACCUAGCACCACGGUUAAAAUUGUAAGAAACACUUUAUCCUUGAUCUAAUCUGCUGUAGCUACUUCCUUUUUUGGUAAAUCAGAUCAUUUUUCAGCUCUAGGUUUAGCUGUAAACAUUUUGUAUACUAAUUAUUUAAAAAGGUUGAGUUAAGACUAAACCUAUGAUUGUAUUAUAAGGAUAAUUUAUUACAAAACAUGAUGCAUGAAUAUCUUGGGGUAUAUUGUGGUUAAAAGCAGAUUCGUAUCCGUUUCAGGAGGAAGUUGAGACAGAAUAUGAGACUUACUUGCAUUUUUACAGUAUAUGCUGUAUCAAGGUGUACCCUGCUAUGCAAACAUCUAUUUCAGGGCUGAACUUCGACCGUCUGGCUCCACUGUUUGGCAGUGCAUGUUGUAUUGCAGGACAAUUAGAAGAGGCUUAUCCAAACUUUUCUCCAUCUUUUCUGCCUUUUUCCAUGCAUGACAUAAAGCACAAAACCCCUUGGGAGCUGCAGGCAGGCAUGCACACGCCUUAGUUUGGAUCACCGUUUGUGUCUAACAUGUUAUAAUGUUGGGCUGGGAUCAUUGUCAACUGCCUGUUGUUUUUCCAUUGCCUAUAUGACUGGAUUGGUGUACACAUACAACCUGAGCUUUUCACUCCAGCAGGUUUCCAUCUCUGCCAGCUUCUGUUGAAGUCGACAGUUUUUAUGAAAUUUGAUCAUUCAAACUGUUUUAACCAGAUAUUUACAUAAAUUGUAUAAAGAUACAAUUUUUUUUCCCAGUGUCCAACGUUUUUUUUUAUCAGAUUAAGGCUAUUAUUUCUAUCCGCUGAAGUCUAAAUUAAUGAGAGAGAUUUUCAGUUUUAUUUCUUUUAAAAUAUUCACUAAAGGUUUCUGCCUUCAAACUAUUUGAUGAAGAUUUAAAGGCUUUUACAGCAUCUGAUAGGUAAAUUCCCAAAAUGUGAGUUAAAUGGAUGCACACUUAUGUAUGUAUUUUAAGGCAAGACAUCAAAUACACUGCUUCCUUGUCCAUAAUUGAAAAUCACAGAAAUCUGGUAAGGGAGAGUCAUUAUCGACAAUUCCGACACAGCCGGAAAGACUGUUCAGCGAGGAAGGAACUAUUACUCCAAAUGCAACAAAAAAAAUACAGAUUAGUUUGCAAGUCUAAUUGAGGAAAACACCUUUAUUUUUGCUUAUCCUGUGGCCUGACAAAACUACAAUUACAGUGUUUGACCAUAAUGAUCAUUGUUACAUUUGGAGGAAAAAGGUGGAAACUUCCAAGCCUGAGAAGCAACUGCAAAGCAAAUCAUGUUGUGUCCAUGUUUUUCAGCAGGAUUGACAGGUGCACUUCACACAAUAGAUGGCAUCAUGAGGAAAGAAAAUUAUGCAACUUCUCAAGACAUUCAGCCAACCAGGAAGUCAACGCUUAGGCACCAAUAGGUCUUACAAAAGUAAAUCUAAAAAGAUUAUCUAAAACCUGUAGAAUAUUUGUGGACGGAGGUUAAAAGGUCUGUGUGUGACAAACACAGACUACAAACCGGACUUGGUUCUGUCAGGAGGAAUGGGCCAGAAUUCCAGCAAACUAUUGCGAGAAGCUUGCGGAAAAAUACUAAAAACAUUUGACCCAAGUCAUCUAGUUUAAAUGCAAAUAUAACAAAUACUAAGGAAAUGUAUGAAUUUAAUAUUUUGGCAUUUAGUCAUCAUAACUGACCUAAAAUAGGAAAGGUUCAGUCUGAUUAAACGUCAGACAGUGAAGAAAUGAAGGUCUUCUAUUUAUACAGUGUAUGAAAAUAUCUGGUUUCAACUGUGCCUAAGUUCUUCUAGGAUUUCACAUUUAUAGAGAAGUUUGGAGAUUAUAGUGACAUACAUCUAUUUUCAUUUUGAACUCAUUUGUGCACAUUUAGUCUUUUAUGGGGACAUAAGACUGUAGAUUUUUGUUAAAAAAAUGUCUGCAUUAUUAUAAUAUCAGAACAACCUCCUGCAUUUUGGGACAGUUGGAUGCACGACUUUGUGAAAAGGGUAUUUCAUCUAAUCCAGUCCCAGUGGAAAAGCACAACAUCAGAGGCUUUGUGUCCUGCCCAGACGUCUCUUGUCUCUCCUUUCUUUUUCCCCCCCGUUUGCUCUUGUUGUUGGAUUUGUCCUCC